Messenger RNA from Impatiens glandulifera, 1075 nucleotides. RefSeq lists its product as uncharacterized. NCBI's taxonomy places the organism in Eukaryota, Viridiplantae, Streptophyta, Magnoliopsida, Ericales, Balsaminaceae. The record is from RefSeq and is a predicted model, not a curated record. The coding region runs from base 160 to 825 and encodes 221 amino acids. The transcript has 3 exons.
AUGAAAUCUGGACGGCCGAGAUGGAAGUGGACUCGAUUUGCACAGUCACUUCUAGAGGCAUCGAUCAUCGUGCAGACGACGACAGCUUGCUUGAAUCAGGAUUCAAUUCAAGUUCUUUUCCUUCCUUGGAUCAAAUUCUGAACCGAGGGGGAAGGAGCGAUGGCUGAUGAAGAAGGCGAACAUGAGCUCAAUGUGGAAGUAGUUACCGGUGAGGAAGAAGAAGGAGGAGCCAACAACCGUAGCUAUUCCAACGAAUCAGCCACUCUCGACGACGUCCUCCGCCGUUUUGUAGCGGAUGUCUACUCUUCAAGUGAACAGGGGCCACUAUUUCAGCGUAUCAAGUCAUUUCUUUCUCAGAACCUUCCUCUUCUUCCAGAAGCUUCCACGAAUACUGCUCGCAACCUCCUUCUCUGGGCUCGCCAUGGAACUCCUCUUCGCGCCCUUCUACUUGCAUCUGUUGGAACAAUUGGUGUUAUGACCUUAACAGGACUGCUAGUUUUUAUGAUCUUCUUUUUGGCUGCAACUGUUAACGCCAUUGUCAUCUCCCUCUUAAUGUGUCUCGCAGCAGCAGGAGGUUUCCUAGCUAUGUUCUUUACAUGUCUCGUUGCCAUCUAUCUUGGUGCAUUGACAAUUGCCGCCUUUGUUAUUUCUGCUGCCACAUUUUCUGCACUCAUAGCUGCUCUGUUCGUUACAGGUUGGUUAGGGUUCUUCUUUGUAGUGUGGAUGAUAGCAAUGAAAAGCAUUGAUCUCACAAAGCAUUCAUUAGCUACAGCCGGAUUAGCUAUCUCUUCACGUUCAAUUGCCAGUCAAGCUCAUCAUGAUUAACACUAAUGGACCGAGGAAUAUUCAACCUCUAUUCAAGAGGUUCAGUUCAAACUUCUCAAAUUCCCCGGACCCUUUCCCCUUUCCUUCCUUGUAGAUGAAGUUUCAUUUAUAUAUACAUACAAGUCUGUUAAAUUUUGUUAAAAAAAUGUGAACUUUUACUACAAAAAUACACUAUCAUCUGUUUAUUCUUAAUCAAGAUCUUAUAUACACAGUUUGUCAAACUUUUUGGAUUUGAAUCCUAUACAAUCAC